Molecule: messenger RNA, 3156 nt
Organism: Wasmannia auropunctata (little fire ant)
Lineage: Eukaryota; Metazoa; Arthropoda; Insecta; Hymenoptera; Formicidae
Gene: Syx13
Product: syntaxin-12
Exons: 6
Coding region: 332-1141 (269 amino acids)
Biological process (GO): vesicle-mediated transport; vesicle fusion; intracellular protein transport
Cellular component (GO): SNARE complex; endomembrane system; membrane
Molecular function (GO): SNARE binding; SNAP receptor activity
Source: RefSeq, a predicted model, not a curated record
AAAUUCGCGGACUCACUUCGCGGGUGGAGCGACCGCGCGCCGUUUCCCCUGUUAAGUACCGUCGCGGUCGCGGCCGUAGACUGAGCGACGGGAAAAAAGAUAACCUCGCGACACGGCGCCGGGAGUUCGGUCCCUCCCGCUACGUCCACGGACGGGAGCACAAAGGGUCUGUUGUCACACGGCCGGUGCUCCAGAUCGUUUUGGGCAAACUGUCAGUUUCUCGAGGGUCUCGGGCGCGCAGGUAGAUAUUUUCGUGCGUUUUUAAAUGUGAUUCCACGGGGGGCGAUCUACAUUUCUAUAUUUAAGGACACUUGUGAUACGCGGAUUCAGAAUGGCUCAGCGUCCUCAGAACUAUGGGUCUACGGAUCAACGGGUGGAUGUACCUGAUGUGGGAUUUAGUCCUACUGAACUUUAUAAUCGCUGUGAAAAUAUUACCCUUAACAUACGUAAGAUUCAGAAAAAUUGGAAGACUUUGGAAGAGGCAUACAAAAACAUCGGUACCAGCAAGGAUAACCAAGGCUUAAGAGACAUAGUGCAUGUAACACAAUUGAAGACCAAUGAGGUGGUCACGCAGAUAAGCAAGGACAUAGCGAGACUAACGGUGAUGAUGAGGCGUGGGGAGAAGAAGCAAAAGUUACAAAUUGAGAAACUCACGACGGACUUUAAAGAGGCAUUACAGCAAUAUUCCGAUAUGCAGAAGUCAAUUGUUGAGAAGAUGAAGAGACAUAUUUUAGCUAUGACCAAUAUAGAAAAUUCAAUGGAAGAGGAGGAUGCUGAAGAGACACACCGCCUACUUCUAACACAAGAGCAAGAGCACAGGACCACGCAAAGGACACUCGAAUUUCAACACGGGCUACUGUUAGAGAGAGAGGAUAGGAUAAAACGUAUUGAGGGCGAUAUUUUGGAUGUAAAUCAAAUUAUGCGCGAACUCGCGGCACUGGUGCAUCAGCAAGGUGAUACCAUUGAUACAAUUGACAACCAUAUAGAGAAUAUACACGGCAAUGUCGAGUUAGGAGCGCAGGAACUCGAGAAGGGAAGUAAUUACCAAAGUAAAUUUCGUCGGAAAGUUUAUAUCUUAUUGUUACUUGCGAUUAUAGUUGCCAUUGUAUUAACUGUUAUUCUAGUCAUUAAAUUAAGUUAGCGACUCUUGCCUCUGCGCGGGUCUUACUGAUGAACGAAAAGGGUUGUCUCAAUCUGUCUCAUAUGUCGUUUGAAAGUAGUUUCUUCAAGGACCAUCUCGUUUUUGCCCAUUUCUGUAUAUUGGAGAUGUAACGAGGAGAGUAUAGAGACUUAUUUUAUAUCUUACGAAUGGAAUUGUCUCCUGUAUUUUUGGAGAUGUUAGCCAUUUUGAAAUUUUAUAAAACAGUAUUUAAUAAUUUCACAUAUAAAAUAUGAAUUUUUAUAGACCUUUUUUAUUCUGUUUUUACACUAGCUGAAUUAUUAUUGAAUAAAAUAUUAGAGCAUCAGUAAAGGCUAAUAAUACCUUUAUCAUUUUUCUGACAUGCCUAUAAUCUUAUAAUGUAUACAAUAGUUACUUGAAAUAAUAUUAAUUUUUCAUAUUUAAAUACGAAAGAUUUCGUAUUCUGAAAACAAAAAAAAAUUCUAUUUAUCAAAGUAUUACGUUAAUAUUACACGUGAAAAAAAUGUUUUUAACGUCAUAUGCUUCAAUAGCUUUAAACUUCCCAAUGGUGAUACAAAUAUUCGUGUCAAUAGCAGAAAUUUGCUAAUAUCGGUUUAUAGUUUGAAAACAUAUUGUUGGUAUCAUAUAUCAACUUGACUGAUGCGUUUUCUUAGCAAGAUCUAUCUAGAUAUAUUUAAUAUAUUGCAUAAAAGAAUUAUAUUCUUUACAAAAAAUUUAUAAACAGAUUUAUAAAUAGGCAGAAGAUGUUUCGUAUAUAAACACGAAGUUGCACAAGGAAAAUUAUCUAUUUAUUGUCGCCACAUGAGAAAAAAUGAUAUUAAUGAGACGUACAUAUAAUUAUAAUCAAACUAAUACAAAAAAAUGUUGCAUACAUGUAUUUUACUCGCAUUUGAUAUAUUUUCAUAUAUUGGUCUGAAUUAUUGAUCAGAAUGAAUCAAUAUUAUUACACAUAUGAGUACUAAUCGUAAUUAAUAAAUUGCUGUAACUGCAAAUCAAGCCAAACUAGAUAGACGAAAAUUGUAUGAUAAUUAGCACUGUAAUUGGCAUAUAAUCAAUUAUAGGAAGGUACUCUUGUGGCAACUCUUGUAAUAAAAUUGUAUUGUACAAUUGACUUAAGUUAAUGAUUUAAAUUAUAUUUUCUAAAUAGCAGUGUUAAAAAAAAUUAUGUCUACUUUGUUAUACAUUUAAACUCGAAUUUUUAUCCCAUCUAAUAAAUAUAAUUCCAAUUUUAUUGGAAGUGUUUCUCGUAAAAUAUGCAGGUGCUAAUUAACUUUUUGCAAAUAAUGAUUUUAUAUUAUUUCAUUAUAUAUCUAUAUAUAUUAUAUCUACAUAAAAUAAUUUUUAUCAGAAAUAUAUUUGAAAAAAGGAUAUAUUCGUAGAAACGAUUAAAUUUCGUAGAAAACAGAAAAAGUGUUUUUUCCCAGGAGAUACUGUAACAUUGUAAUAAAUAUACGCAAAGUAUUAAUGUACGUAAAUUUUGUUUAAGAUUUGGGGGAUAUUGCGCCAUAGAUUAUUUUAUCAAUGCUUUUUUUAUAAUUAUAUUAUUAAAAAAUGCCGCCUAUAAUUAAAAUUAUGUACUGUCAGAAACACAAAAAAUUUGAUUGAGACAGCCACUUUCUUACGAUUACUCGAUUCUGAUAUGAUUAGGCAUUCCGGAUCUUAAAAAUCCAACGUAUAAUUAUUAAGAUUAUAAUCUGAAUAUUGUAUAUACAACUAAUCAUUAACAUCAUUUAAAUAAAUAGUGCUAUGAUAAUGAUAUCGAUACUUACGCUUAAUAUCAAGUAUAAUAGCUUUAUUAUCGUUGUUGAUUUGUAUGUGCUAAAUUAAUAUUAGGCAUUAAAUUAUGUUUUGUUCUUUGCAAAUAAAAGUUUUUUUAUACCCUGUAUAUGAUUAUAUAUAAUAUAUUGAUUUGUAUCGAGAAAUAUAAAAAUACAUUUAAAAAAUGCCUAAUGUUCGGCAUUCUAUGGAGCAACACAAGUGAAGUGUAUAAAGAAAAUAUACAUAUAGAUAAGAGA